UGCGGCCACGAGCGGCCGGCAGCCCCAGAUAGAGAGCAGCGGCGAGAGGGCCCGGCCCUGCGGCGGCGCCGAGUUCGAGGCCCCGAGAGUUCGGAGGAGGAGCCGACACCCGGCCCUGAGCUGAUCCCUCCCCAGCCCCGGAGGGAUUCCCGGGUCCCCUUCCCACGGCUCGCGGACUUCCCUCUGUGACGAAGUUUUGUCCUUUUGCCUUCGGAGGAUUUAUCGCUAGCUCUAGAACUGGCCUUCUGGCCGACCUUUUCAGUUUGUAUUGGAAGAUAACUUUUGCUCCAACCCGCAUCCCUUUUCCUCGAUCCCUUCCAAUCGGAUGUUCUAGAUGACUGAAUGGAGUUUCGAGUUGGACUUUUGUGUCCCUGACGAAGUUGGGCCUGAUCUCAGUGCACUGGGGGUGGGGCGGAGGUGUUACUGUAAAAUGCAAGUUGGAUAAAGGGAGGACCUCUCGCCAAGGGCCCCAAUGAGUGGCACACAGUCUACUAUCACCGACAGGUUUCCCCUCAAAAAACCUAUAAGGCAUGGGAGUAUCUUGAACCGAGAGUCACCAACCGAUAAGAAGCAGAAAGUUGAACGCAGUACAUCACAUGAUUUUGACCCCACAGAUAGCUCCUCCAAGAAGACAAAGUCUAGUUCAGAGGAGAGUAGAUCCGAGAUAUAUGGUCUUGUUCAGCGUUGUGUGAUUAUCCAGAAAGAUGACAAUGGAUUUGGGCUGACAGUCAGUGGAGACAAUCCAGUCUUCGUACAGUCCGUCAAAGAAGAUGGAGCAGCCAUGCGGGCUGGAGUACAGACAGGUGAUCGAAUCAUCAAGGUGAACGGGACUCUGGUGACUCAUUCAAACCAUUUGGAGGUGGUGAAGCUAAUCAAAUCUGGUUCCUAUGUAGCUCUCACUGUUCAGGGACGCCCACCUGGGUCGCCCCAGAUUCCACUUGCUGAUUCUGAAGUAGAGCCGUCAGUCAUUGGACAUAUGUCUCCCAUCAUGACAUCCCCUCAUUCACCUGGAGCAUCUGGGAAUAUGGAGAGAAUCACCAGUCCUGUGCUCAUGGGGGAGGAAAACAAUGUGGUUCAUAACCAGAAAGUGGAAAUUCUGAGAAAAAUGUUACAGAAAGAACAAGAACGGCUACAGUUAUUACAGGAAGAUUACAGCCGAACACCUGCCCAAAGACUGCUAAAAGAGAUCCAAGAGGCCAAGAAACACAUUCCUCAGCUGCAAGAGCAGUUAUCCAAAGCCACAGGCUGUGCUCAGGAUGUAGCCAUAGUUAUACCCUCUAGGUCUUUAGGUGAUCCCCUGACGGUCAAUGAGGCAGAAGCAGAUCCUGGAGAUGGAGUGGGCAGGACUGACUGUAGCAGUGGAGAUGCUUCUCGGCCCAGUAAUGACAAUGCUGAUAGUCCCAAGACUGGCCUGAAAGAGAGGAUUUUUGUAGAUGAAAACCCAGAGAAAAAUGAAGCAAUUCAGGACAAGGACACCGAUACUCAGUCACUUGUGGGGAGUCCCUCAACCCGUAUAGCACCUCAUAUUAUUGGAGCGGAGGAUGAUGAUUUUGGUACUGAACAUGAACAGAUCAAUGGGCAGUGCAGCUGUUUCCAGAGCAUUGAACUUCUAAAAUCUCGCCCUGCUCACUUGGCUGUUUUCUUACACCAUGUAGUUUCACAGUUUGACCCUGCAACAUUGCUUUGUUAUCUCUAUUCAGACCUGUAUAAGCAGACCAAUUCCAAGGAAACUCGUCGCAUCUUCCUUGAGUUUCAUCAGUUCUUCCUGGAUCGAUCUGCACACCUGAAAGUUUCUGUUCCUGAUGAAAUAUCUGUAGAUCUAGAAAAGAGAAGACCUGAGCUUAUUCCUGAGGAUCUACAUCGCCACUAUAUCCAAACUAUGCAAGAAAAAGUCCACCCAGAAGUUCAGAGGCACUUGGAAGAUUUUCGGCAGAAACGUAGUAUGGGACUGACCUUGGCUGAAAGUGAGCUAACUAAACUUGAUGCAGAGCCUAACAAGGACCGGAUAACUUUGGAGAAGGAGCGGGCAUGUGCAGAACAGAUUAUUGCCAAAAUUGAAGAAGUGUUGAUGACUGCUCAGGCUGUAGAAGAAGAUAAGAGUCUUAUCUCCCCUAGUUCCACAAUGCAGUAUGUUAUUCUCAUGUACAUGAAGCAUUUGGGAGUAAAAGUGAAAGAACCCCGGAAUUUGGAGCACAAGCGAGGUCGGAUUGGAUUCCUUCCAAAAAUCAAGCAAAGUAUGAAGAAAGAUAGAGAAGGCGAAGAAAAAGGGAAGCGAAGAGGAUUCCCCAGUAUCCUGGGACCCCCAAGGAGACCAAGCCGUCAUGACAACAGUGCAAUUGGCAGAGCCAUGGAACUACAGAAGCAACGUUACCCUAAGCACUUACCCACACCCUCGUCUGUGAGUCCUGAACCCCAGGACUCUGCUAAGUUGCGCCAGAGUGGGUUAGCAAAUGAAGGAACAGACACUGGAUACCUGCCUGCCAAUUCCAUUUCUUCAGUGGCUUCAGGGGCCACUCUUUCCCAGGAAGGAGGGAAAGAGAAUGAUACGGGAUCAAAGCAAGUUGGAGAAACACCAACAUCUGGAGACUUCUUAGAUGGCAUACCCCGUACUCCCAAUACUGUCUUUGAUUUCCCACCUCCUCCAUUAGACCAAGUACAGGAGGAGGAAUUCGAAAUAGAAAGGGUGACUGAACAUGGGACACCAAAGCCCUUUCGGAAGUUUGACAGCAUUGCUUUUGGAGAAAGUCAAAGUGAGGAUGAACAAUUUGAAAAUGAUUUAGAGACAGAUCCACCAAACUGGCAGCAGCUUGUUAGUAGAGAAGUGUUAUUGGGACUAAAACCUUGUGAGAUCAAAAGACAGGAAGUGAUUAAUGAGUUGUUCUACACAGAAAGAGCUCAUGUUCGAACACUGAAGGUUCUUGAUCAAGUGUUCUAUCAGCGAGUGUCCAGAGAAGGAAUUCUGUCACCAUCAGAACUACGAAAGAUUUUUUCAAACUUGGAAGAUAUUCUUCAACUCCAUAUUGGGUUGAAUGAGCAAAUGAAGGCUGUUCGAAAGAGGAAUGAGACCUCUGUUAUUGAUCAUAUUGGAGAAGAUUUGCUGUUCUGGUUCAGUGGACCAGGAGAAGAGAAGUUGAAACAUGCUGCUGCUACCUUUUGCAGUAACCAGCCUUUCGCCCUGGAAAUGAUCAAAUCUCGUCAGAAAAAGGAUUCUCGAUUCCAGACUUUUGUGCAAGAUGCUGAGAGUAAUCCACUGUGUCGUCGUCUUCAGCUGAAGGAUAUCAUUCCCACCCAAAUGCAAAGGCUCACUAAGUACCCACUUCUAUUGGAUAAUAUUGCCAAAUACACAGAAUGGCCAAUGGAAAGGGAAAAGGUGAAGAAAGCUGCAGAUCACUGUCGUCAGAUCUUAAAUUAUGUAAAUCAGGCUGUCAAGGAGGCAGAAAACAAGCAGCGCUUAGAAGAUUAUCAGCGUCGCCUUGAUACUUCCAAUCUGAAGUUGUCAGAGUACCCCAAUGUUGAAGAGCUCAGGAAUUUGGAUUUAACAAAAAGGAAGAUGAUUCACGAAGGGCCAUUGGUUUGGAAGGUGAAUAGAGAUAAAACUAUUGAUCUAUACACAUUGCUGCUGGAAGACAUUCUUGUAUUGUUACAAAAGCAGGAUGAUAGACUGGUAUUAAGGUGUCAUAGUAAGAUUCUGGCAUCUACAGCUGAUAGCAAACAUACUUUUAGUCCUGUCAUUAAGUUGAAUACAGUGUUGGUUCGACAAGUGGCAACAGAUAACAAAGCUUUGUUCGUUAUCUCUAUGUCAGACAAUGGAGCCCAAAUUUAUGAACUGGUGGCACAAACAGUUUCUGAAAAGACUGUCUGGCAGGACCUUAUCUGUCGGAUGGCUGCAUCAGUAAAGGAACAAUCUACAAAGCCAAUUCCAUUACCAGAGUCACCACCUUGCGAAGGAGACAAUGAUGAAGAGGAACCUACAAAAUUAAAAGUGGAGCAUCAUGAUAUUUCAGUCCCUGGUCUGCAGAAUUCAGACAGAGAUUUGGGAUUAGAAUCUUCCUUAAUAUCAUCAAAACCUCCGUCUCAUGCAUUGAGUACCUCUGGGAAAUCAGAGGUAGAUGAUCUCUUUGUGGCUGAGAGACAGUUUGCAAAGGAGCAGCAUGCAGGUGCAACUCUAAAGGAAGUUGGAGUAAAUUAUCAGUUGUCAAUCCCAGAUCCACAUUUGCCUGUCUCAGAAGAACGGUGGGCAUUGGAUGCACUAAGGAAUUUGGGCUUAUUGAAGCAGUUGCUGGUACAACAGCUAGGUUUGACUGAGAAGAGCACUCAGGAAGACUGGCAACCUUUUCCAAGAUAUAGGAUAACCUCUCAGGGGGUACAGGCAGAUGGUGGAAUGCAGAACUCUGAAAAUAUUAAGGCCUGCCAUCCUGCUGAAGGACAGAUGCCCUUUAGAACUGGAACUGGUGACAUUGCAACUUGUUACAGUCCACGGACUUCAACUGAAUCUUCUGCUCCACGGGAUUCAGUGGUACUGGCAUACCAAGAUAGCCAGGCAAGUAACAUUUUGGUAAUGGACCACAUGAUUAUGACCCCAGAGAUGCCUACCACAGAGCCAGAAGGGGGUCUUGAGGAGAGUGGAGAGCACUUUUUUGAUGCCCGUGAAGCACAUAGUGAUGAUAAUCCAUCAGAAGGUGAUGGAGCAGUUAAAGUGGAAGAGAAGGAUGUUAAUUUACACAUCUCAGGAAAGUAUUUGAUCCUUGAUGGCUAUGAAACAGUGCAGGAGAGCUCCACAGAUGAGGAGGUUGCUUCCUCAUUUACCCCACAACCCAUGACAGGCAUCCCCUCUAUGGACUCCGCCCACCAGCAGCAACAUUCUCCCCAGAAUGCUCAUUCUGAUGGGGCAGUUUCACCAUUCACCCCAGAAUUCCUGGUCCAGCAGCGCUGGGGAGCUAUGGAGGAUUCCCGUUUUGAGAUCCAGAGUCCCUCCUUUUGUGCAGAUUCACAAAGCCAGAUCAUGGAGUACAUUCAUAAGAUAGAGGCUGACCUUGAACACUUAAAGAAGGUGGAGGAAAGUUACACCAUUCUUUGCCAAAGGCUGGCUGGAUCAGCCCUCACAGACAAGCUCUCAGAUAAAAGUUAGAGGUGCGUGUCCUGGAGGUGACUGCAGAUUGUUGGACUUUGAGCAUCGGCAUUAUCUCACCAUAUCCUGGCUCCAGUGUGGACACACAGAGUGUUUUACAGAGGACCUGCCUGUGAACCACCUGGGGUUAACCAUGUCCCAAGGUGCCCAGAGCGGGACUAGUUCUUCACAGUGUGGCAGCUGCACUAGUCUGUCAGUGAGGGAAUAUCCAUUCUCUCACUCUCCUCUUCUCACUAUUGGAAAUUCAUUUUGAUUCAGAACAAAAACCAAAUGUAUAGAGCUUUGGGUGUAGGAUAUGAAAUUGUACUUAGACUUAAGAAAAAGAGAAAAAUCAGAUGUAUUUAUUUGACUUCAUUCCGUAUUUGAAAGCACAUUUUAAUUUUUAUUUUGCCUUGUUUUGUUUUAAUUGAGUAGUGGGAGUUUUAGCUUUCUGUAUUUAGUGCAACCAAGGAUCAAUCGCUCCUGAAGCUAAGAGGUCAGGAUGGGUAUUAGGAGGUUGGGUAGAGAGGUGAAGAGGAGGAGGAAGUGUGAAGGGGAAGGGAGAGCAUCUUUCCUUCACUCAGCUGUAUUCCAUGCCCUCUGCUGUAGGCUGCUUUACUGAGGGUCACCUCAAACGCAUAGUAUCCCUGUGGCUCUUCUGGGCAGAGGACUUGAGCUAUGUGCUGCCCAGGUGGUCAGAGAGUAGGUGGGCUUUGUCCCACCCUGAGGCAAGCACCUCUUCUCUGUAGCUGGGAUCAACCCCAAUUAACAGGAAUCCUCAAUGUACUAAAUAUCAGGCACUUGAAAA
Molecule: messenger RNA, 5915 nt
Organism: Galeopterus variegatus (Sunda flying lemur)
Lineage: Eukaryota; Metazoa; Chordata; Mammalia; Dermoptera; Cynocephalidae
Gene: ARHGEF12
Product: Rho guanine nucleotide exchange factor (GEF) 12
Exons: 41
Coding region: 473-5128 (1551 amino acids)
Biological process (GO): Rho protein signal transduction; G protein-coupled receptor signaling pathway
Cellular component (GO): cytoplasm
Molecular function (GO): guanyl-nucleotide exchange factor activity; GTPase activator activity; G protein-coupled receptor binding
Source: RefSeq, a predicted model, not a curated record